Molecule: messenger RNA, 1541 nt
Organism: Gastrolobium bilobum
Lineage: Eukaryota; Viridiplantae; Streptophyta; Magnoliopsida; Fabales; Fabaceae
Product: mannose-1-phosphate guanylyltransferase 1-like
Exons: 6
Coding region: 317-1402 (361 amino acids)
Biological process (GO): GDP-mannose biosynthetic process; cell wall mannoprotein biosynthetic process
Cellular component (GO): cytoplasm
Molecular function (GO): mannose-1-phosphate guanylyltransferase (GTP) activity; GTP binding
Source: RefSeq, a predicted model, not a curated record
UAAUAAUAGUUAAAUCAAUUAAGAACAAAGUAUGCGAAGUUGAAGUUAUGUUUGGGUGGCGCGCAUGUAUAUAAGGAAGAUGACGAGCGGUGACCAACGCCAUCGUAACAGCUCGCAAACCGAACCGUUCCGUUGGGUUGUUUCUUCCGGAACCCACCCUGACUCGCCGUGUUGACUCGCUCGAGUUUGGGGGUUUCUGAUUCGCCAACGAACGGAUCUGAAUUUUGUAUAAGUUAUCAUCUUUAGCUGCAUCGUGUCACGCUCCUCAGAACACCCGUCAGCUCAGUUUACUGGAAAAGCAAAGGGCCAUAUCACAAUGAAGGCGCUGAUCUUGGUUGGAGGGUUUGGAACAAGGCUGAGGCCUUUGACACUCAGUGUUCCUAAGCCUCUUGUUGAUUUUGCUAACAAGCCCAUGAUUUUGCAUCAGAUAGAGGCUCUUAAGGCCACUGGAGUUAGUGAAGUGGUGCUGGCUAUCAAUUACCAACCAGAGGUGAUGUUGAAUUUCUUGAAGGAUUUUGAAGCAAAGCUCGGCAUCAAAAUCACUUGUUCUCAAGAAACUGAACCACUGGGGACUGCAGGUCCCUUGGCUCUUGCCAGGGAUAAGCUGAUAGAUGACUCUGGAGAGCCAUUUUUUGUUCUCAACAGUGAUGUUAUCAGUGAGUACCCGCUUAAAGAAAUGAUUGAAUUCCACAAAGCCCAUGGAGGGGAGGCUUCCAUAAUGGUGACAAAGGUUGAUGAGCCAUCAAAAUAUGGUGUGGUUGUGAUGGAGGAGACCACCGGGCAGGUUGAGAAAUUUGUAGAAAAACCCAAGUUGUUUGUUGGUAACAAAAUCAAUGCUGGAAUCUACCUAUUGAACCCCUCAGUUUUGGAUCGAAUUGAACUGAGGCCCACUUCCAUCGAGAAAGAGGUGUUUCCAAAUAUUGCAGCUGAGAAAAAGCUCUAUGCAAUGGUCCUGCCAGGAUUCUGGAUGGAUAUUGGACAACCAAGGGAUUAUAUUUCUGGCCUGACACUCUACCUGGACUCACUGAGGAAAAAGACUCCUUCUAUGUUGGCCAGUGGCCCUCACAUUGUGGGGAAUGUCCUUGUGCACGAGACUGCCAAAAUUGGCGAGGGAUGUCUCAUUGGACCUGAUGUUGCAAUCGGUCCUGGCUGUAUUGUUGAGUCAGGGGUCAGGCUUUCACGCUGCACAGUGAUGCGAGGAGUUCGGAUUAAAAGUCAUUCUUGCAUAUCAAGCAGCAUCAUCGGGUGGCAUUCCACUGUUGGGCAAUGGGCUCGUGUGGAGAAUAUGACUAUCCUUGGAGAAGAUGUACAUGUAUGUGAUGAAGUUUACAGCAACGGUGGUGUGGUUUUGCCCCACAAGGAGAUCAAAUCAAGCAUUCUGAAGCCAGAGAUAGUCAUGUGAGGUUAAUGUCUUCUAAAUUCUUAGCAUGUGAUUAGGAAGUAGUAAGUUCUUGAGUCUGAAAUAUGAGUGCUGCCAUAAUUUACUAUGUUGAAAGGUCAGUUCUUUUGUAAAGGGCUUAAGUUUGGUCUUCUGUUCCCAA